Dromaius novaehollandiae (emu) is the source of this 2725-nucleotide messenger RNA. RefSeq names its product meiosis 1 associated protein (gene M1AP). The transcript has 10 exons. The record is from RefSeq and is a predicted model, not a curated record. The coding region runs from base 108 to 1679 and encodes 523 amino acids. NCBI's taxonomy places the organism in Eukaryota, Metazoa, Chordata, Aves, Casuariiformes, Dromaiidae. Gene Ontology annotation, biological process: spermatogenesis; male meiosis chromosome separation; meiosis I.
GGUGCCGCGGACGAGCCGCACCUGCGUCCUGCAGACGCCCCUGCAGGAAUUUCUCCUGUUCAGAUGCAGAUGGAUAGCUGGACAUCUGGUAUCCAUGUUCAGGAGCCAUGAAUUCCAGGAAAGUAACCUCAGAAACACGGAGAGGGUUUCCUGCUGCUAAAGCACCUUCGCAGCAGCCAUCGCGGAUUCUCAUCGUGGAUGUCACGUCGCCUUCAUGGACCAACACCUGCUCGGUGCUCUCCGAAGCGCUGGAAAACACGCUGUGUUUGGCGUGCAGUUUGGCAGGUCCCUGCCGUGUUCCCCUGCUCAGUGUCUACGUGGUGCAGGACCAGCAGGAGUGUCUGCUUCCCUUCGUGCAAGUGAAAGAAGGCUUUGCACGAGUCCAAACCUGCAUUUCAGAGCUCCGUUCGCUACCUCGAGAAGGCUGUUUCCCACAGGGGGGAAAUGGAGUGGUGCAAGCUGUGCAGGAUGGAUUGCAGCAGUUCAAACAGUACAGCAAACACACAGCAGCAGCAGGCUCGACAAGCAGUUCGGUUGAGAUUGCCAUUUUGACUAGCCAGUCAGGCAAAGAAAUGGUGAAGCAGCUGGAAAAGAAGUUAAAAGAUGUAGAUCUUGUGAGCCUGCGAAGAAUGCAGAUCAUUGAGGUGCUGAAGAGGGACUUUCUGGAGCCUGAGGGUGUGGAGCAGAGCACGCCAGCAGAGGAGCCCAGCAGCGACGACAUUGCAAUCCUGGGAAUGGACAUCGACGUUCAGACCGUAGAGGACAAUGUCAUCAGCUUGGAGAUGCUGUUUAAAACCUGGCUUCAUGACUACGGCACAGACAGAGAGCAGCUCCAUCUCCUCCUUCCAUCAGGAGGCUUCGGCCAUGCCACCGCAGCCAAGAGCAGCCUAAUGUGCCUGAAGUGUGAUUUGCAGGAGAGACUGCUCGACCCAGCUCUCCUCUCUGGGACGGCUGAUGGCACCGUGAGAACAGCAGACGUGAACCCACCCUGCCAGCUGGCUGCUUGGCCAGCUACAGCGCUGUAUAAACUCCGGGUUGUAAAGGCUCUGAAGUCUGAAGGGGUCUGUGAGUCAGUACUGUACGGACUGCCCUUCAUCAUCAAGCCCACAAGCUGCUGGCAGCUAGACUGGGAUGAACUGGAGACAAACCAGCACAGCUUCCACGCUCUGUGUCACAGUCUUCUGAAAAGGAACUGGAUGCUUUUGGCCAAAUGUGAGCCACAAAACACUAGUCCGAGCUGGAACAUCACGGUGCAUUCCUACUACAUCGUCGUCCCUUCUGACUCUGCCACGCUGCUUGUCAAAGCAGUCGCCGUCAGGGAGCUCCUGCUGCCGUCAGCCUUCCCGGCCCUCCUCGCUGAGCAUCCUGAAGGGAGUGCCCUGAACAGCCUGGAAGUGGAAGUCACUUACAACCCCCUGCACCUGAAGAACAACCUCUACAAGUACCUGAAGAGUAUGUUGCACAGACCCACGCACAGGCAGCAAGCCCAGCCCAGGGAGCAGCGACCGGAACGGCAUCAGCCCAAGCAGCAUCAGAGCAGAGCCAAAGCCACAGUAGCUCCUCUUCUGAUGGCUCCUUCUCCUGUCCAAGUGUUCAGACCGGCAGCAGUGAGGAGAGAUUCCUGUGAGCACUCCCUCCUCCCUGAAGAGGAUGAUGGGUUCCUGCAGGUCCUGCAGUGAGGAGAUCCCUGGACACCGCUCGACUGUUCAUGCGCAGUCAUGGCUUCGCUUCUGCUAGGCUGCCAAGCCUUGUGCACCGGGCCGGAAGCGGUCAGGCAGGACACUAAGCUUGGCCUUGGUCACAGGCACUUCCCAUUGUUUGUUCCUCCUUGUUUUAUGGUUUGGUUAGUCAUGAAGUCAGCCCGCAGGAAGCCUGCUACCGUGGGGCUCGCUGUCCAGGGAGUCAGCUGUCCCCAGCAACACCGUUUCCCUUUCUCGUCAGCACACAUCACCAGCAUGCAGCAAAUUAUGGUUUCUGAGAACAGGCAAGCACAGCCCACAAACCACAGAUUGUUGUCAGUGAGUACAGAAAAGCUGCAGGCAGGGCCGUGAGGAAGUCAGGCAGAUAUAUAAAGUAGGCGGUAAUGGCAAGCUCUCUCCAUCCUGCAGGGGCAGGUUUAGCAAGGCAUUUGAAUAACCAUGAAACGAGGCUUUUGCAUUUAAUCUCAAAGCCCUGAACACUUCCCUCUUGAGAGCAGCACCACCCGUGAUGACACUGAUUUGCCUGCUUCCGUAUCUGAUCUCACCGUUCAGCUCCUCCUCUCCCCAGCUCUCCAAGGGGUUUGUAGCAAGUGCCCAAGCCAGCAGCGAUGCACCGGCUGGCUCCUGCAGCUGCAACCAGCUGCAGCUGGAGCCCCCGCGCAGCGCUCUGCUCCCAGCCAACUGCUGCUUGGACUCGCUCCUGGCACAUCUGCGCCUGUGGGGCUGUUCUGCAAGCCGGCAUGACGGGUCCUUUUUGCCAGGGCUGAGAAGACAGGGAGCUGGCCUGAAGCUUUCCAGAGAGCUGCUGCCCAGGGCUUGCACAGAGGCCAGUCCCCGUUUUUCAGUGCAGGCACAGGACAGCUGCCUCUGCCAGGGUAGGAGCUGAGGACAGCUCGACUAAACCGAGGUAGGGCAGUCUCACUUGGGCUUCCUGGAUGCUGAGUGUCAGCAGGAGGUUGUGUUCCACUUACUUACUUUGUUCUGAUGGUCUGUUUCAAAAUAAAGUUCUCCUGUGUAACUGUUAA